Prorocentrum cordatum is the source of this 348-nucleotide messenger RNA. NCBI's taxonomy places the organism in Eukaryota, Dinophyceae, Prorocentrales, Prorocentraceae. The record is from the annotation of a GenBank genome assembly.
AUGGGCCUGGCGCUGACGGCGCUCCUGCUCGCUGCCCGGGCGACGGCGGCGGAGGCGCUCCUCCUAAGCGAGAGCCGAACUGGGGCGAUCCAGACAUGCUGGGCGACCUCGCUGCAGAAGGACCGCCAGAAGAAGCGCCGGAGGGCCGGCGGGAACAUGUCGCGGUCAUCCUGGCAGCAGCAGCAGCAGCAGCAGCAGCAGCAGCAGCAGCCAAGAGGCAGAAGGUUUGCCGGCAACCGGCGCCGCAAGGUCAACGCCAAUGCCGAUCCCCAGCCCGUCGACGUCGACUGGGCCGAGGGGCAGAUCGACCGGGACUUGGUGAAGCAGGCCAGGGACAAGGGUUUAUGA